Messenger RNA from Hippopotamus amphibius kiboko, 4610 nucleotides. It is a transcript of the gene SLC12A9, whose product is annotated as solute carrier family 12 member 9. The transcript has 13 exons. NCBI's taxonomy places the organism in Eukaryota, Metazoa, Chordata, Mammalia, Artiodactyla, Hippopotamidae. Gene Ontology annotation, molecular function: potassium:chloride symporter activity. Gene Ontology annotation, biological process: cell volume homeostasis; chloride ion homeostasis; potassium ion homeostasis. Gene Ontology annotation, cellular component: membrane. The coding region runs from base 1664 to 4204 and encodes 846 amino acids. The record is from RefSeq and is a predicted model, not a curated record.
UGAGGGAAGCGGAGCGGGGCGCCGAGCGGAGCAGGUCGGGAAGUUGGGAGAAAGUUUGGAGAAGGGGGAGGGGCGGCGGGCGCGGAGCCCGGGGACCGCCCAGACCUGCACGGUGGCGUUGCGCCCUGGCCCGGACCGCGCGUGUCGGGGCCGGGGCCCAGGGACCCCCGGGGCAGGUCCGAGCCCGGCAGACACCGGGGAGCAGAGAAAAACACCCAGCAGCGUGGAGGGCCGCACACUCGAAGCCCUGUGGAAUCUUCUUGCGGACUUUGGAUUCUUCUCUUGCAUUCGCCCACCACUCCCUAGUUGGCGCAGGGGACCGUGUUUUGGGAAACUUUUGAGGAUGGAGGGUGGCCCAGCGGGCCCCAAGGCAGCGAUCUCAGCUUAGAUGACCCUGGAGCGAACGUUUACACAAUCAUUCAACAAACAUUAAGUACUGAGGACCUACAGUGCGCACAACCUAGCGCUGAAAAAUGUGCGGAGGGAGAAGGGCACCCGGGUUGAGAUGCGGCGGAGUCUAGAAAAUUGAGAAAGAAAGGGUAUAUAGAAGGUAGUUGGGUCCGAGUGAGAGACUGGUCCGGACGGAUUCCCACAUCAUGGUCCUCACUCUCCCUGUCGCGUCUAGGAGGGCUCCGCGACACUCUCAGCCCUGACCCCUGAGGCUCGGGCCGGGGCUGCUGCUGUCUUUCCUGAGGCUGUUUCCUGUCUGGCUCCUGGGGGCCCUCGGCAUGGCUGGGAGGGCCCUUCCUCUCGUUGCCAUCCACUCCCCCCCCCCCAAUCUCAUCAGUUAAAGGGGAGGGUCCAGGAAAGCAGCUCCUCCCACAAACCGGUUCUGGGCACAGAUAUUGUGGGUCAUGCGGGGGAUGGAGAAGAUACCGCGGGAGUCGGGCAGUGGAAGAGCUGGGAGGAAAGAGCUUAGACUCAGAAGGUAUUGAAGGGGGAUAGAGUCUAGAGGAGCUGAGGAGCCAAGAGAGAGGGAAAGAGGAGUCCUUGAUGCUUGGGGGGCUGCCAAGCCUCUCUAACCCACAGAGAGGACAGCCAGGCCCGCAAUGACCUCUUGCCCCAGUGCACUUAUCUUUGCUGCCACAAGUGGUGCUCCCCACACCCCUGCCCUUCCUCAUAGCCCUGCCUGGGUCCUGCUCCGGGGUGGGGGGUCAUGGAGGGCAGGAAACAGCCGGCUUGGCUGGAGCCAGGCAGACCGGGCCAGGGCUGGGAAUUCUCUCCUCCCUCCCCGAUCCAAGCCCAGUCUUCCUUCUUAUUCAGCUUCUCCUUCAGGUUAUCCAUCUCCUCCUGACACACCUUUCCCUGCUCUCACUCUGCACUUAUUCUCUAGUCUCAAACAGUUAUGUUUCUGUCUCAUCCUAGGCCCUGCCCUCAACCUCACUCAGGCCGUUGGUUGCUUGAAUUGAUGCGGGAUGCAGUUCAUCAUCAUGGCGGGGGUGGGGAUGCAUGGCCUGAAUGGAAGAGAAACACAGGUGCACAGAGAAAUGAGGCUGGAUGGAGUGAGGGGCUGAUGAGACAGAGGGGUGAAGAGAUGAAACAGCUCACCACAGAUUCAAACCCUGUAUUUCUGACCCCUGAGUAGCAGGACUCCCUCAGCUAGAGGGAGCAGAGCACCACAGGGUUCGUGGUGGGUCAUGCUGGGCUGCUGCAGGCUCUGGCCAUGCUCCUGGUUGCCUACUUCAUCCUGGCACUCACCGUCCUCUCCGUCUGUGCCAUCGCCACCAAUGGAGCUGUGCGAGGGGGCGGAGCCUACUUCAUGAUCAGUCGGACCCUGGGGCCCGAGGUCGGGGGCAGCAUCGGCCUCAUGUUCUACCUGGCUAACGUCUGUGGCUGUGCCGUCUCUCUGCUGGGGCUGGUGGAGGCCAUACUUGAUGUCUUCGGGGCUGAUGCCACGGGGCCCAGUGGGCUCCGGGUCCUACCCCAGGGCUACGGCUGGAACCUGCUCUAUGGCUCCCUCCUGCUGGGCCUGGUGGGUGGAGUCUGCACGCUGGGGGCCGGCCUCUACGCCCGUGCCUCCUUCCUCACAUUCCUCCUGGUCUCCGGUUCCCUGGCCUCUGUGCUGGUCAGCUUUGUAGCUGUGGGGCCCAGGGACAUCCCCUUGACCCCUCGGCCUGGCCCCAACGGCUCCUCCCUGCCGUCCCAGGUUGGCCACUUCACCAGCUUCAACAGCAGCACCCUGAAGGCCAAUCUGGGUGCUGGCUACGCCAAGGACUACACCACGGGGGCCAUGAUGACCUUUGCCAGCGUCUUUGCCGUCCUUUUUAACGGCUGCACGGGCAUCAUGGCUGGGGCCAACAUGUCAGGGGAGCUGAAGGACCCCAGCCGCGCCAUUCCUCUGGGCACCAUUGUUGCUGUUGCCUAUACUUUCUUCAUCUACAUUCUGCUUUUCUUCCUCUCCAGCUUCACCUGUGACAGGUGCCUGGGGAGGGGGAUCCUGCUUCAGGAGGACUACGGGUUCUUCCGCGCCAUCAGCCUGUGGCCCCCGCUGGUGCUGAUCGGUAUCUACGCCACGUCGCUCUCAGCCUCCAUGAGCUCCCUCAUCGGCGCCUCCCGCAUCCUCCACGCCCUGGCCCAGGACGACCUCUUCGGAGUGAUCCUGGCGCCGGCCAAGGUCGUAUCCCGAGGGGGGAACCCCUGGGGGGCUGUGAUCUAUUCCUGGGGCCUAGCGCAGCUGAUGCUUCUGGCUGGGAAGCUGAACACACUGGCUGCUGUGGUCACUGUCUUCUACUUGGUGGCCUAUGCUGCCGUGGACCUGUCCUGCCUGAGCCUGGAGUGGGCCUCGGCCCCCAACUUCCGCCCCACCUUCAGCCUCUUCUCCUGGCACACCUGCCUGCUGGGGGUGGCCUCCUGCCUGCUCAUGAUGUUCCUCAUCAGCCCCGGGGCCGCCGGCGGCUCCCUGCUUCUCAUGGGCCUGCUUUGUGCCCUGCUCACCGCUCGAGGAGGCCCCAGCAGCUGGGGCUACGUCAGCCAGGCCCUGCUUUUCCACCAGGUGCGGAAAUACCUGCUCCGGCUGGACGUCCGGAAGGACCACGUGAAGUUCUGGCGGCCACAGCUGCUGCUGCUGGUGGGGAACCCCCGGGGCGCGCUGCCUCUGCUGCGGUUGGCCAACCAGCUCAAGAAAGGGGGCCUCUAUGUUCUGGGCCACGUCACCCUGGGAGACCUCGACUCCCUGCCCUCGGACCCCGUGCAGCCACAGUAUGGGGCGUGGCUGAGCCUGGUGGACCGGGCCCAAGUGAAGGCCUUUGUGGACCUCACCCUCUCGCCCUCCGUGCGCCAGGGGGCUCAGCACCUGCUGCGGAUCUCAGGUCUUGGUGGCAUGAAGCCCAACACACUGGUCCUGGGUUUCUACGAUGACGCUGCACCACAGGACCACUUCCUUUCAGACCCAGCUUUCUCUGAGCCUGUGGAUGGCACCCAGGAGGGUGGGUCCCCGGCCCUAAGCACCCUGUUCCCUCCACCCCGGGCUCCUGGGAGCCCCCGGGCUCUCAGUCCCCAGGAUUACGUGGCCACAGUGGCAGACGCCCUGAAGAUGAACAAGAAUGUGGUUCUGGCCCGGGACUGUGGGGCUCUGCCCCCUGAGCGGCUGAGCCGGGGAUCCGGGGGCACCCCUCAGCCACAUCACGUGGACGUGUGGCCCCUCAACCUGCUGCGGCCUCGGGGCGGGCCCGGCUACGUGGACGUCUGUGGCCUCUUCCUGCUGCAGAUGGCAACCAUCUUGGGCAUGGUGCCUGCUUGGCACAGUGCCCGCCUCCGGAUCUUCUUGUGCCUGGGGCCUCUCGAGGCCCCAGGGGCGGCCGAGGGGCGGCUGCGGGCACUGCUGAGCCAGCUGAGGAUCCGGGCUGAGGUGCAGGAGGUGGUGUGGGGCGAGGGGGCUGCAUCCCAGGAGCCUGAGGAGGAGGAGGAAGGGGACUUCGUGAAUGGCAGGCGGGGAGACGCCGAGGCAGAGGCCCUGGCUUGCAGCGCCAACGCCCUGGUUCGGGCCCAGCAGGGGCGUGGCAGGGGAGGAGGGCCUGGUGGGCCUGAGGGUGGGGAUGGCAAGGAGGGGCCCGCCACCGCCCUCACCUUCCUGUACUUGCCUCGGCCACCUGCUGACCCUGCCCGCUACCCUGGCUACCUGGCGCUACUGGAAAUCCUGAGCCGCGACCUGGGCCCCACGCUGCUCAUUCAUGGUGUCACUCCUGUCACUUGCACUGAUCUCUGAGGCCCAUUCUAAGUAGAGCACCCAGGUUGGGUGGCCCACCUUGAUUACGGGGUGGGGAGGGGAAGGGCCGCCUCCCACUCGCUUGGCGCAUGGGCCUCAGACGCCGGUGGAGGUAUUAGGGGAUCCUGGUCUCCGGCAUCUCUCGGUCUCCGGGAGAGGGGCCCUGGUGCACUAACUAACGCAGGGCAGCUGUCCCUGCCACCACGGGGGAGGGAGUCGGCAGCCCUCCCCGCUGGCCUCUCUCCCCUCACCCGUGCCUUGACCUGGGCUGGGUCUCCGCUUGUGACUCUAGGCUACCUCAGUCUCCCCCCCCCCCCCCGCCCCCCAACAGCCUCCCUGACCCCUGAGGUUGUGGUGUUUUUGUUCUGUUUUAUUUUUCUAACUGCUGAACGUGAAUAAAAGAUCA